This is a messenger RNA of Leptinotarsa decemlineata (Colorado potato beetle), 809 nucleotides long. Its product is annotated as kinetochore-associated protein 1. Gene Ontology annotation, molecular function: small GTPase binding. Gene Ontology annotation, cellular component: kinetochore microtubule; RZZ complex; cytoplasm. Gene Ontology annotation, biological process: mitotic sister chromatid segregation; mitotic spindle assembly checkpoint signaling; protein localization to kinetochore involved in kinetochore assembly. NCBI's taxonomy places the organism in Eukaryota, Metazoa, Arthropoda, Insecta, Coleoptera, Chrysomelidae. The record is from RefSeq and is a predicted model, not a curated record.
AAAGGUGUAGUAAUACUUGUGAUUCUAUAUAACAGUCUAUCGAGAGAUGUCGAGAUGACAAAUAAUAUAAUAAAAUAGACUAAAAGAGUAUGGGAGAUUUUGAAAUAAUUGAAACUGGCUUCAGCAGUGCUGAUGAAACUAUAAAUUUUGGUACCAGAAGUAUUGGACUUGGUAGUUUGUAUGAAAUAUCCACUAUUGGUUGCUUCAAAUCUUAUGAAGAUGAAAGUGGAGUUCCCAGUGUGACAAUAAACUGCCUGAUAGAAAAUGGCCAGCUCGUCUUGGCAACAGACAAAUCCUUGAAGAUAUUUGAUGAUACGAAACUAUCCAACCUCUUAUUUACAGCUGCAUUUGAUUCAAGUAUUGUUUCUAUCACUGUAUCUCCUGAUAACAAUUUCAUGUUGAUAUGUUUGGAGAGCGGUGUUGUCAACAUUUUCCAUGUGAAAGACAGAGGAGAGAUUUUUUCAGUAUUCACAAAAUGUCUUCCAAGUACCACUGAGGCACCUACAAUUUAUAUAGAGGGUUUUUUUGAAACUCAGUGCUCCAAGGUUACCACUUUUAUAAUAGUUCAAGGUACUGGAGCAAUAUUCAGGGUUUCUGUAAGCACAAAGCCCGUUGACCAGAGUGAAAAUACUUUUGAAACAAGAUUUGAGGAACUUCUCAAUUUGAAUACUCACAUAACGUCAGCAUCAUUUAGUUAUCCCAUCCUUCUGACAAAUGGUGCUGAAUUCAGUGUUGUCAACACUGAGACUCAAUUAGUUUUGUCUGACAACUCUCACGAAGUGAAAACUAUGUUUUCUCUUGGACGGUAA